This is a messenger RNA of Alexandromys fortis (reed vole), 3219 nucleotides long. It is a transcript of the gene Ppp1r7, whose product is annotated as protein phosphatase 1 regulatory subunit 7. The transcript is spliced from 10 exons. The record is from RefSeq and is a predicted model, not a curated record. Gene Ontology annotation, molecular function: protein binding. NCBI's taxonomy places the organism in Eukaryota, Metazoa, Chordata, Mammalia, Rodentia, Cricetidae. Bases 88 to 1170 code for a protein of 360 amino acids.
GUUUUAUUGGCUGACUGACAGGGCCGGGAGUCCCGAUUGGUCCAUGGCCUGAGGCGACAGAUUCCGGAAAGGGGUAGAGCAGCCAAUAUGGCGGCGGAGCGCGGCGCGGGGCAGCAACAGUCGCAGGAGAUGAUGGAGGUUGACAGGCGGGUUGAAUCUGAAGAAUCAGGUGAUGAGGAAGGGAAGAAGCACGGUGGUGGCAUCGUGACAGACCUCAGCCAGCAGAGCCUGAAGGAUGGAGUAGAACAAGGGGCGGAAGACCCCGAAGAGGAACAUGAGCUGACAGUGGAUAUGGAAACCAUCAGCCUGGACCGAGAUGCAGAGGAUGUUGAUCUGAAUCACUAUCGUAUUGGAAAGAUUGAAGGCUUCGAGGUGCUGAAGAAAGUGAAGUCACUCUGCCUACGUCAAAACUUAAUUAAAUGCAUUGAGAACCUGGAGGAACUGCAGAGUCUUCGAGAACUGGAUCUCUAUGAUAAUCAGAUCAAGAAGAUUGAGAAUCUGGAGGCGCUGACAGAACUGGAGAUUCUAGAUAUUUCUUUUAAUCUGCUGAGGAACAUUGAAGGGAUUGACAAACUGACACAGCUGAAAAAACUCUUCUUGGUCAACAAUAAGAUCAGUAAAAUUGAGAACCUAAGUACCUUACAUCAACUACAGAUGCUGGAGCUGGGCUCGAACCGCAUCCGAGCAAUUGAAAAUAUCGACACGUUAACCAACCUGGAGAGUUUGUUUCUGGGGAAAAACAAAAUUACAAAACUUCAGAACCUGGAUGCACUUACCAACCUGACAGUCCUCAGUAUGCAGAGCAAUCGGCUAACAAAGAUUGAGGGUCUACAGAGCUUGGUGAACCUGCGUGAACUGUACCUCAGCCACAAUGGUAUCGAGGUUAUCGAGGGCCUGGAGAACAACAACAAACUCACCAUGUUGGACAUUGCAUCAAAUAGGAUAAAAAAGAUUGAAAAUAUCAGCCAUCUAACAGAACUGCAAGAAUUCUGGAUGAAUGACAAUCUCCUGGAGAGCUGGAGUGACCUUGAUGAGCUGAAGGGUGCCAGGAACCUGGAAACCGUGUACCUGGAGCGCAACCCCCUGCAGAAGGACCCACAGUACCGGCGGAAGAUCAUGCUGGCCCUACCCUCCGUGCGGCAGAUAGAUGCCACAUUCGUCAGGUUCUGAGUCCUCCUUGCUCCUCACCUGGUCCCUCUCCUUGAAAGAACUUCCCAGCCACGGUUUUUUAAUCCACCUAUUGCUCCUGAAGUCGUCACUAUACCAACAGUCACAACCCAAUGGCAAUAAUAAGGCACUGGUGGUAGUUGGCCUAUGAUGCCACACACCAUUUGGAGAUGCCAACACUAUUAAAUCUUGCCACGCGGUCUUCCUGGUGAAUUGGUGACGGUUAUUAUAGCCAUGGAGAAAAUGCAGGACAUGUUACAGUCAUUUGUUCUUCUUGUCUGUCUAUGUCCUUAGCCUGGUGGGCAUUUCAGGCUGCUACAGCAGGCCCUCAAGUCAGUUUGCAGGGUUUAAGCAGUCAUGACCCACAACAGCACAUUUGAUAGUCUUUCAGACCAAUUUUGGAAAGAAAAAAAAAUGUAUUUAAAAAAAAUUGAGUAAAAUCUGGUCGGAUCUCAGAUGCUGUAGCCCUUUGAGCCUUCCCAUCAUGAGCACACUGGGCACUAUAUGACCCUGUUCCCACUUGGUGAGAGCCGAGAUAUGGAGAGUGUCAUCACACACCCCCAGCUGUGCUGAAACUAAGUGGUUCUUAAAAACAUAAGUAACUAAGCUCUCGGCCACUAGUCACAUGGCCUCCUAUUCUUACCCAUGAUCCUCUUGGCCUUAUUAUAUGACAUUUCUCUGAGCAAACCACUAGGGCAUGAAUCUAAUGCUGCAAAGGCAUUGUCAUCCCUGGGAGCCUCAAAUCUCCUGUUUCACACAGUAAGGACUGAAUAUGGUCACCGCAGGCUCCUCAGCUUCCAGGAUUCUCGUUCUACACAGUCUAAGAUGGGACCCCUAACUGCCAUGUGUGGCAGUUACUGUUCAUAUCUGAGUCCGUUGAAUUUAUUUUAUCAUCAUUUGUGCUCACACUGCGUCUCUUCGUUUCCGUCAUUACAGAAGGUUCUAGGCAGCACUGCUCUAGACUUUGUUCAGUAUCGGGACAGCCUGCCUUGUGCUGUGAAGCCUGUGCCCAGGUGUCCAAGCUAACCAGUUGGCCAGCUGACAAGGAGUUUGUAACAUCAGAAUGCUUACAUGGGACUUAACAUCCAUUCACUAUUCUAAUUCUCACCAAAAUAAACUGUAUGAUCUGAAUCUGUGCGGCAUCUCCCUGUCAUGAAACAAGCUCUUAGCAAGAAAAGGUGGAACAAACUCUUAGCAAGAAAAGGUGGGUGGAGCAGCAUGCCGAGAACAUUGUGCCAUAGCCCUGGGAGUUCAGAAGGACCGAAAUGUAGGUGUCUCCUCUGCAGCCACAGGAGCCCUACACUCGUGCACAUGAUUCUGUAGAGUGUGUAGAGAAGUAAUACUGAGGGAGCAGCAGGCACCAAAGUGGCACAACCAUCUCGAGGAUCAUCUGCAACAUUCAGUGGUAGGAGAAUCUUAACAGUUAAAUAGAGUGGGCAGGGGAAAUUUUCUCCAAGUGAAUUCAAAAUCUAGAAGUAGGAAGAAAUGUCAAAAAGUUAUUCCUUCUCUCUUUUCCACCUUCUUCUCGGAGAGGCAGCUUCGCUUCUGCCUCUCUCCCCACUUCUCUGCUUGUCUCUUUCUCCUCUUCUCUCUCUCUCUCUCUCUCUCUCUCUCUCUCUCUCUCUCUGUCCCCCCCCUUCACCCUUCCUCCUCCAUAACCCCCUAAAUAAACAUUUAACCUCACCCUAAAAAAAAAAGUUAUUCCUUAAGCCAGCAGUGGUGACACGUGCCUUUAAUCCCAGCUCUCUGGAGGCAGAGGCAGGUGGAUCUCUGAGUUUAAGGCCAGCCUGGUCUUUCCAGUUUCAGGACAGCCAGGGCUGUACAGAAAGAAACCCUGUCUCAAAAAAAAAAAAAAAAAAAAAAAAAAGUUAUUCCUUAAAAUAGUUCUAGGUCCCAGAAAGAAUCUCCAGAGUGGAACUAGCUAAAAGUUCAGUUUACAUUGAGAAUGCUCCUGCUAAAAAUAUGGACAAAUAUAAUGUGAAAAAAGAAAACACUGCUUUUACAUAGGAAUAUAAAUGCAAAAGUCUUAAAUAAAAGAUCAGCAAGUCAAAA